This is a messenger RNA of Pollicipes pollicipes, 606 nucleotides long. RefSeq lists its product as uncharacterized. The transcript has 4 exons. NCBI's taxonomy places the organism in Eukaryota, Metazoa, Arthropoda, Thecostraca, Pollicipedomorpha, Pollicipedidae. The coding region runs from base 1 to 606 and encodes 201 amino acids. The record is from RefSeq and is a predicted model, not a curated record.
AUGGGCGACAAUAACAUCGCGCUCCGUCCGUACUUCGAACAGAGCGGCUUCUACCAGCGGAGCUCUGGAGAGCAGGCCUACCCGCCCGGGUUCCUCGGCUUCCCGAACUACCAGCAGACGCGCGGCCAGGAGUCGCCCUUCGUGGACCCGACUGGCGCGUGCAAGCUCUACCCGGGCAACGAUGUGUCGGCCACCGCCUACAAAGUCGACUGCUCCAAGGAGCCGAACGGCUACAGCCCCAAGGAGCUGAGCGGCUGGCCGGGCUCGCGCUGGGGAGAGACGGACAGAUCUGGCAGCACUGGGGAGAGACCAGAGACGGCUCCCCGGCAGCGCCCCACCGUUGGCGUCCAUUGGACGCGGCGGGCACGACACGGUGUCCACCUGGCCACAUGGGCGCAGUGGCCAGCUGCGUCCAAAAGCGCCAGCACACUGCACCGGGACACCAGAGCGGGCAUCCAGUGGGAGGGCUCGUGUGGGUCGCAUGCCGAGGGCGACGAGAUCAGUGCCGAGGAGUCGGGCAGCUGGUUCGGGCUGCUGGCGGCCGCCGCUCCGCAGCUCGGCCCGCAGCCCCUUUUAUCAGCACUUGCCCUCUGCUUGGCCAUCUAA